CGCGAGCAGCAGCUGGGGAGGGGGUCGCGGAGCCGGAGCGCGAGCAAAACAGCUGAUCCGAUUUUCCUUUAAAGCGAGAGAAAAUGGAAGUCGGGUAGCGGUGACUGCGGCGCUGCGGGCUGACCGAGCGGAGCGGAGCGGCGCGGCGCGGCAGAGUUCUCAGGGGCUGUUGUCUCACACCUUCUUCUGGGGGCAACAAUGGGCCAUUUCCAGCAGGGAUGGUGCAGCAUCACCCCGGAUGCCUGACUGCCACACAUCUCCAGAGCAUCACACUGUCUGAAAAGUGGAAGUGACAAAAGAGGAGACUCUCCCGGCCGAGGCUCCGGUGCAUGGAGAGAAGGAAGAAGACAAUCUCCUAAUUGGUACCAUAUACAUCAGAUGGAUGGUUUCUAGCCUGCUUCCAAACCCCACCUCGGCUGAGUGUUGGGCAGCCCUUCUACAUGAUCAUAUGACUCUUGAUAUGGACGCAGUCCUGUCAGACUUUGUUCGGUCCACAGGGGCAGAACCUGGUCUGGCCAGAGACCUGCUGGAAGGCAAAAACUGGGACCUGACAGCCGCUCUGAGUGACUAUGAGCAGCUCCGACAGGUGCACACAGCCAACCUGCCGCAUGUGUUCAAUGAGGGCAGGUGCCCCAAGCAGCCAGAGCGAGAGCCACCCCAGCCGGGGCAUAAGGGGGAGCGGCCCUGCCUGCAGAGGCAGGACGACAUUGCCCAAGAAAAGCGACUUUCCCGGGGUAUUUCCCAUGCCAGCUCAGCCAUCGUCUCCCUGGCCCGGUCCCACGUGGCAAGUGAGUGCAACAACGAGCAGUUCCCUCUGGAGAUGCCAAUCUACACAUUCCAGUUGCCAGAUCUGAGCGUGUACAGCGAAGACUUCAGGAGCUUCAUCGAACGGGACCUGAUCGAGCAGGCAACAAUGGUAGCUUUGGAGCAGGCAGGUCGCCUGAACUGGUGGUCCACUGUGUGCACAAGCUGCAAACGGCUUCUUCCUUUGGCCACAACAGGUGACGGGAACUGCCUUUUACACGCCGCCUCACUGGGAAUGUGGGGGUUCCACGACCGAGACCUGGUUUUGCGGAAAGCUCUCUACACCAUGAUGAGGACAGGGGCUGAGAGGGAAGCCCUGAAGCGGAGGUGGAGGUGGCAGCAGACGCAGCAGAACAAGGAGUCAGGGCUGGUGUACACCGAGGAGGAGUGGGAGCGAGAGUGGACGGAGCUGCUGAAGUUGGCCUCCAGCGAGCCGCGUACGCACUUCAGCAAGAACGGCGGCACGGGCGGGGGUGUGGACAACUCUGAGGACCCCGUGUACGAGAGUCUAGAAGAGUUCCACGUUUUUGUCCUAGCCCAUAUAUUAAGAAGACCAAUUGUUGUCGUAGCAGAUACGAUGUUGAGAGACUCUGGCGGAGAAGCAUUUGCUCCGAUUCCAUUUGGAGGGAUUUACUUGCCCUUGGAGGUACCUCCCAACAGAUGCCACUGCUCACCUCUGGUUCUUGCCUACGAUCAAGCGCAUUUCUCUGCCCUCGUGUCCAUGGAGCAGAGAGAUCAACAAAGAGAACAAGCCGUGAUCCCCCUGACGGAUUCGGAGCACAAGCUGCUGCCUCUGCACUUUGCCGUGGACCCCGGCAAGGACUGGGAGUGGGGGAAAGACGACAAUGAUAACGCCCGGCUAGCCCACCUGAUCCUGUCGCUAGAAGCCAAGCUGAACCUUCUGCACAGCUACAUGAAUGUGACGUGGAUCCGGAUCCCCUCCGAGACCCGGGCCCCUCUGGCGCAGCCGGAGUCCCCAACAGCCUCCGCGGGGGAGGAUGUGCAGUCCCUGGCCGACUCGCUGGACUCGGACCGCGACUCGGUGUGCAGCAAUUCCAACAGCAAUAAUGGCAAGAACGGCAAGGACAAGGAGAAGGAGAAGCAGCGCAAGGAAAAGGACAAGACCCGCGCGGACUCUGUGGCCAACAAGCUGGGCAGCUUCAGCAAGACGCUGGGCAUCAAGCUGAAGAAAAACAUGGGCGGCCUUGGCGGCCUGGUGCACGGCAAGAUGGGCCGCGCCAACUCCGCCAACGGCAAGAACGGCGACGGGCCCGAGCGCGGCAAGGAGAAGAAGGCCAAGUCGCGCAAGGGCAGCAAGGAGGAGUCGGGCGCGUCGGCGAGCACGUCGCCCUCGGAGAAGACCACGCCGUCGCCCACGGACAAGGCGGCGGGCGCGUCGCCGGCCGAGAAGGGCGGCGGGCCGCGGGGCGACGCCUGGAAGUACAGCACGGACGUGAAGCUGAGCCUCAACAUCCUGCGCGCCGCCAUGCAGGGCGAGCGCAAGUUCAUCUUCGCCGGCCUGCUGCUCACCAGCCACCGGCACCAGUUCCACGAGGAGAUGAUCGGCUACUACCUGACCAGCGCGCAGGAGCGCUUCAGCGCCGAGCAGGAGCAGCGGCGCCGCGAUGCCGCCGCCGCCGCCGCCGCCUCCACGGCCAAGCGGCCGCCGCGCAGGCCGGAGGGCGGCGCGCGGCGCGCGGGCCAAAGCGGACCGGUACCCGGCCGCAGCCCGCCGGCACCGGCUCGCCAGAGCGUCAUCCACGUGCAGGCGGCGGGCGCGCGGGACGAGGCGUGCGCGCCGGCCGUGGGCGCGCUGCGGCCGUGCGCCACGUACCCGCAGCAGAACCGCUCGCUGUCGUCGCAGAGCUACAGCCCCGCGCGCGCCGCCGCCCUGCGCACCGUCAACACGGUCGAGUCGCUGGCGCGCGCCGUCCCGGGCGCCCUGCCCGGCGCGGCGGGCGCGGCGGGCGCGACGGAGCACAAGUCGCAGACCUACACCAACGGCUUCGGCGCCGCGCGCGACGGCCUGGAGUUCGCCGACGCCGACGCGCCGGCCGCCCGCUCGAACGGUGAGGGCGGCCGCGGCGGCGCGGGGCCGGCGCAGCGGCGCUGCCAGCGCGAGAACUGCGCGUUCUACGGGCGCGCCGAGACCGAGCACUUCUGCUCGUACUGCUACCGCGAGGAGCUGCGGCGGCGGCGCGAGGCACGCGGGGCCCGGCCGUGAGCGCGCCGGCGCAAGCGGUGACCCUGCAGGGGUUCUUUUCCAUCCUGUCGGUGUCUUUUUUACAUGCCCUGGUCACCCGAAAGGCCGGCGACUUCUCUGUCAGUGCUGUGUACGUGUUUGGUCAAACGUUCCUAAUGGUGCCUGAACCUACACUGACGCCUCUCAGGUAGUAGACGGAUAGGAAACAAGUCAUACUGUUGGAAGUGGGUGUGCUAGCUAGCAUCUGCCUCGUACCUGUGGAAACUCAAUAGCCAUUGCAAGAGUAUUUUUGUUCCUCAAUAAGAGAAAUAAAGAAAUUUGCAGCCCUUUGUUUUUAGAAGGGAGUGUUCUA
Equus quagga is the source of this 3359-nucleotide messenger RNA. RefSeq names its product OTU deubiquitinase 7A (gene OTUD7A). Lineage: Eukaryota; Metazoa; Chordata; Mammalia; Perissodactyla; Equidae. Gene Ontology annotation, molecular function: K63-linked polyubiquitin modification-dependent protein binding; zinc ion binding; DNA binding. The transcript has 15 exons. The coding region runs from base 383 to 3028 and encodes 881 amino acids. Gene Ontology annotation, cellular component: cytoplasm; nucleus. Gene Ontology annotation, biological process: protein K11-linked deubiquitination; protein K63-linked deubiquitination; protein deubiquitination involved in ubiquitin-dependent protein catabolic process. The record is from RefSeq and is a predicted model, not a curated record.